AUGAAAUGGAUAUAUUACUUAUUUAAUAUACUUAUCAAUUAUUUAAUACCUAUUAACACUAUAGUAUAUGAUGAAGGAAUUAAUAUGAAUGUACAUAGGACAUCAUUCAAUGGAAAUGAAAAUGAAGAAGCUAAAAAUUAUAGGAAUAAUACUAAUAUAGAAAAUAAUCUAUAUGAAACAGAUAUAUCAACUACAUUAAUUCCAACUAUAAUGACAGAUGAACAAAGAUUAUUAUCAAAAAUAUUAAAUGGUUAUGAUACAGCAUCUAGACCAAUAUUUAAUGCAUCUAAAAGUGUACAAGUUGGAUUUCAAUUUACAUUAAUACAAAUUAGUCAAUUGGAUGAAGUAAACCAAGUACUUACAUUAAACGUAUGGAUUGAACAGGAAUGGGUUGAUGAAAGACUUACAUGGAAUCCUCAAGAUUAUAAUAAUCUUUCAAGAAUAAGAAUUCCAUGUCAAAAAUUAUGGUUACCAGAUAUUGUAUUAUAUAAUAGUGCAGAUGAUUACAAAACAGAUUAUAUGCAAAGUAAAGCAAUGGUACAAUUCAAUGGAAAUGUAUUUUGGCCACCACCAGCUAAAUUACGAUCAACUUGUAAAAUUGAUAUUACCUAUUUUCCAUUUGAUGAUCAAUCAUGUACUAUGAAAUUUGGUUCAUGGACAUAUGAUGGUUGGCAAGUGAAUGUAAUUAAAAGACAUGAUGAAGUAGAUAUAUCGAAUUAUGUUGAAAAUGGUGAAUGGGAUCUACUUAAAGUUGUCGUAGAAAGACAUGAGAUAUUUUAUCCAUGCUGUAAUGAACCAUAUCCUGAUUUACGAUUUACAAUUUAUAUGCGUCGACGUACACUUUAUUAUUUAUUUAAUAUCAUUUUUCCAUGUUUAUGGUUAACUGUAUUAAGUUUAGUUAGUUUUUGGUUACCUCCUGAUUCUGGUGAAAAAAUUACACUUGGUAUAACUGUAUUAUUAGCAUUCAGUGUAUUUAUGUUAUUGAUUGCAGAGAAUAUGCCAGCUACAAGUGAAUUUGUACCUUUAAUUGGUGUUUAUCUUACAGUAACCAUGACAAUGACAUCAUUAUCAAUUAUAUUAACUGUAUUAGUAUUACAUCUCCAUCAUACUGGAUCUAAUCGUCAACCUGUACCAAAAUAUAUUAAAAAAAUAUUUUUUAAUUUUAUAGCAAAAUUAUUAUGUUUAAAUAUUGUCUAUCGAUAUCAAAUGAAACAGGAUCAAUCAAUCAAGUUAACGAAACAAACAAAAUUGAUUUUAGAUCAACUUCAAAAUGAUCAACAACAGAAUGAUCAAUAUUUAUCUUCUUCUAAUCAUUAUUUACCAUCGGAUGUAUUAACUUCUAAUAGACAAACAAAGAAACAAGUAUCAUCUAAACAGUAUAAAGAAAAUUUUAUUGAACAACAACAUCAUCAUCAUGAGGAACAAUAUGAAUCCAUAAUGAUGAAUCGAUUGAGUUCCCCUAAUUUAAACCGAAUUCAUUCAAUUAAUGAACCUAAACCAACUGUACAUGUCGUUCGAUUAGUUAAUAAAGAAGAAGAUCAACAAUCAACUUCCAUAAAGAAGAAGAAUCUAAAUCAACAAAUGAUUACUAAAUAUAAACAAUAUGAAAUGUCUUAUGAUCAUCGUACAUAUUAUACAAGAUCUACAGAUGAUCUCAUAGAUAAUGAUGCUGAUGAUGAUGUCACACUACUGAAUUCUUUUAACAAACAUCAACAUACUACUCACAGUAGUAUAAAUCAUUCUAAAGAAUUUCAAUGUUUAUUAACAAAAUUAUCAAAAAUUUUACAAAAAACUGAAAAGCAACAAAAAAUUAUAGAAAUUUAUUUAUCUAAUUUAUAUUAUAAACAAUAUCAUGAACAAUCCAUUAUUGAUAUCAUUAAUGAAUGGCGUAUAUUAGCUGUUAUUGUUGAUCGUAUGUUAUUUUGGUUAUUUUUAUUUAUUGCUAUGAUAGCAACCAUUGUAAUCUUAUUAAUUAUGCCAUUAUUUAAACCAACUUUUGCAUAGUACUUACUGAAUUACUUAUGCCGGUUACUCCUCGUCAAGGAGCAUAGGCCGCUCAUCAGUAUUCGCCAUACAAACCUGUCCUGGUCAAUCGUCUCCAGCUCCUUCCAGUCAUUAUUCAUCCUUUUCAUAUCUGCUUCGAUUUCCCGGACGUAAUAUGUUCUUUGGCCUUCCUCUUUUCCGCUUCCCUUCAGGAUUCCAAGUUAGGGCAUGCCUCGUGAUGCAGUUUGACGAUUCACGUAAUGUAUGUCUUAUUCAUUUCCAUCGUCUUUUUCUAAUUUCUUCUUCAGGUGGAAGCUGGUUUGUUCUCUCCCAGAACAUAGUAACCAAAAUAAAUAAUCAAUAUGUUAUCAUGGUGAGGUUGAAGUUGCCUUCACUUUAUCCUGAAUCUUCUUUUCUAGUUCUAUUCAAUUAUUGUUCAUUCUUCUGAUGUUUGUCUCGGUUUCUUGGUGUAAUGUAUUCUUUGGUCUUUCUCUCCUCCUUUGGCAUUUAGAGCUUGCCUUGUGACGUAGUUGGAUGCUAUCUUCAAUGUGUGUCCUAUCCAUUUCCAGCGCUUCUUACUGAUUUCUUUCUUCAUUGGAAUUUGAUAUGUUCUUUAUCAGAGUAGACUGUUGUUGUCAGUGUCUGGUCAAAGGAUCCGAAGUAUUUUGUGUAGAUUCUUUCCCAGUGUUUAUUGUACAAGAUUUCAAUGUAACUCAGAUCAAGAAUAGGUGUGAUUAGUCUGAUUAGAAUGUAAAUAUAUUUCCACACUGGAAACCGACAACAAUCACAGUAAUAAUAAGAAUACCUUUCAAACUACUGUCUCCUAGUCUGAUUAAACAAAUAACUAAACAUUGUCAUCUUUGCUCAUACAUUAAAAUGGCAAUGAUUUACUUUGUUAUUUUGCGGGGUGUGUAGUUAUGUCACCGUUUAUCAUUGAUGAUGUACACUUUUCAGUUAUUUCUCUUCAUUCUUAUUUCAUCUAAGAUUCUAUUCAUUUAUGAAUAUAUAAACAAAUGAUGCCUUGAAACCUAUUGAAUAUUAGAAUAUGAAUCUUCUGUUGAAUGUUGCAUCUAUACAACUACUGUAAAAAGCAAAAUCAGAUUUAUGGCAAGACUUUAAUUUAUGAACGAACCAUUCACGUAUAGGAUUACAGAUCUCAGAUUUUGACACGAAAUUCAUUCAUUCAAUUGGCUUAUGUCAGUUCGUAAUGAAAACUCUAAAUCGAAUUCCUCAAACAAGUUUAUAACCCUCAUUUGAUACUGGUUAUUAGUUGAACACUCUCAAGGUUAAUUUAGUAUCGCUGAAAGGUUGUUCAUAAAUUAUAGUCUCAACGAGAUUAUGUCCCUCAAUCUAGGCUACUUACCCCCUACCCCUUCACGAAAUUAUUGAUUAUUAACAGUAAAAAAAAGUAUAUUUUGUUACUAUGUGAUUCCUUUAUAAUGAUCACUUCCUUUAAAUACAAUAAGCUCAGUGAUGUAUUUAAUUGCUUUUAUAUUUGAUACAUUUUCUAUGAAUAAUUGACCUUACCCUAUCAUGAAUUGUACAAAUACAUUUUUAUUUCUUUUGGAUUAUUAUUUUUUUUUAAAAAGAAGAAAAGAAUCA
Schistosoma guineensis is the source of this 3585-nucleotide messenger RNA. The record is from the annotation of a GenBank genome assembly. NCBI's taxonomy places the organism in Eukaryota, Metazoa, Platyhelminthes, Trematoda, Strigeidida, Schistosomatidae.